CACUGCCAGAGCGGCUUCUUCACCUCAACAUCCAGCGGGAGAAAUGGAUGCGUAGCGUUUACCCUGAAGGCACCUGUAUACUCGCUUCUGUCCCUUUCUCUCUCUCUUUCUCUUCCCCCUCUCUCUCAAUCUCUCUCUCUCUCGCUCUCUUUCUCUCUCUCUCUCCAUCUCUAUCUCUUUCUCUCUCCAUCUCUAUCUCUUCAGCCAGCGUCUAUGGGUUCCACCAGAGCCAGAAGAGGAGCACCCCCAUACACAAUGUCUUAGUCUAUAGUGGGUUUAGUAUCUGCAGGGGUUGCUGAUUUGUUCCCCCUGCUCCUCUCCCCCGGUCAUGGAGUUCACCUCUUCAUCUGUGUUUGACCAGCACAAAGACUGUGCUGAGGAGGUCGACUUGAGUGUGGUGUUCCAAGCAGCAGCCACAGGAGACGUCAACACUCUGACAGCCACGAUACGUGAGGACCCGUCCAUCCUGGAGUACUGCGAUAGUGAAGGCUCCACACCGCUGAUGCACGCCGUCUCUGGGAGGCAGGUGGACACAGUGAAACUGCUGCUGAAGAUGGGAGCAUCCAUCAACACUCAGGACGCCUGCGGCCGGACAUCUCUCUCCCUCGCCACGUACCUGGGCUGGCUGGAAGGAUGUGUUUGUUUGCUGCGAAACGGAGCCAAACAGAACAUCCCUGAUAAGAACGGGCGCUUGCCUCUCCAUGCUGCUACCGCUGAGGUCGACCUCAGACUCAUGGCUGUGUUAUUGCAACAAUCAACACUGUGUGAAAUAAACCAUCAGGAUAAUGAGGGAAUGACCGCUCUUCACUGGGCAUCCUUCCAUAACCGUCCAGAGCACGUGCAGGCUCUGCUGCAGAAAGGAGCCGACCCCACACUGGUGGAUAAAGACUUUAAGACUGCACUUCACUGGGCUGUGCAGAGUGGUAGCCGAUUUAUGUGCUCACUGAUUCUUGACCACCACCUCGGCUCCUCCGUCAUCAACUACGACGACGAGAAUGGCAAAACCUGUGUUCACAUUGCCGCGGCUGCAGGCUACAGCGACAUCAUCUAUGAGCUCGCGCGUGUCCCUGAGACCAACCUGCAGGCUCUGGAUGUGGAUGAGCGGACCCCUCUGCACUGGGCAGCUGCAGCAGGGAAGGAGGACUGUGUGCAGGCUUUGCUUCAGCUGGGUGUGGAGCCCGGCCCCAGAGACAUCAACGAGAACACUCCUCUGACAUAUGCCAUGUACUGCGGCCACACCGCCUGCAUCAAACUCCUCUCAGCUGAAAACAGGUCCGAGUCAAUCCAACAGCUACACUCUCAAAGCACUGAUCCGUCUAUUAGAAAGGAGGGCAAAUUCCGUGUGCUGAACCACAUCUUCUCUUGUAAAAAGAAGAAAGAGCUGCACGCUGCGCGGCAGAGGGAGCUGAGCCGGGAACGCCACCUGCAAGAGGAGACCUCCGAAGUGGACGACAUCAUCACCAUGUUCGACUGCAUCGUGGACCUACCAGGCAAGGAGGAGAGCAGAAAGCACCUCAACGAGCCCGAAAAGCUCCAUCUGCUUGAGGACCCUCCAGCCAAGGACUACAAGAGCCUGCCGCCCAUACGCACGCAGAGUCUUCCACCGAUCACGCUGGGAAACUCUCUGUUAGCCAACUCACAUACUGCGGCACACAGAACUGUCUCAGGGCAGAUGGUCAGUCAUCUGGCCCACAGAUCGCAGAAAAGCAAGAGUGAGCAUGACCUGUUUGACAGCAGAACGAAGGGUCAGAAAGUUUCUGGUCCUGCCUGGAAAACUGAAUCAAGCCAGUUGUUAACCCAGAAGGCUUGGAUCUCACCUCCAUCUGAAAGAUUGUUGGAUAAACUGUUGCGUGAAACAACAAGUCCGAUAGACGUUCUUUGCUCCAACCACACACCCUAUAUACAAAGGAAUGACCAAGCUGCAAAUGCUCACCUUGUACCACUGAGAACACGAGAAUCAGCCCUGACGCGCAACAGCCUGGCUCCGAUUCGCGACCACUGCACUCACAGAUUCUCUUUACCGCCUGAUCAAGUCUCUCAAGGAGUGAAGAAGUCUAAAUCUCUGCCCCUCAGCUCUUUGGGACGCAGUCUAGCAGGACUUCCACCUCCUUUAACCUCCAAAGUCCAGAGACCUAGCAUUCCUCUGUGCUCCUUUCCUGCUCCUCUGACCACCGAGCCCCUGCGGAACAUACAAGUUCUUCCUGCAAUCCCUCCUCAAAGGAAACGUAGCCCCUCACCUCCCAAACUCCAGAAAACAGCUCAGAGUAGCUCAGACAGCUCUACCUGAUGGAUCUUCAGUUUACUAGUGACAACAACGAAGAAGGUGACCUCCGCUCAGCCACAUUGUAACUGACUACUUUCUGUACACUUGAAUUGAUAAUAUUCUUCAGGUUUGAUUGUUUGGAGCAAAAGCUGCAUGUGCCCAGGAGUUGUCAGUCCAUUUCUUGGCAAGAAGACAAGGAGAAGAUUGAAACUCCAUUUCAAAGCAUAGCUAAGAUGUUUGAUAAAGUUUAUGAACCUAUCAGCCUAUUUUUCCAUGCAUUUUUACAGAGUAAUUGAUUUUUUGUCUAUGGCAUGCACUGUCUACUCUCUGGUUUUCUGGUUUACCUUGUAACCUUAACACUUAAACAUACGGUUUAAGUGUCUGACAUGAAUGUUUUCAAUUAUCAAU
Molecule: messenger RNA, 2671 nt
Organism: Colossoma macropomum (tambaqui)
Lineage: Eukaryota; Metazoa; Chordata; Actinopteri; Characiformes; Serrasalmidae
Gene: ankrd55
Product: ankyrin repeat domain 55
Exons: 11
Coding region: 329-2287 (652 amino acids)
Molecular function (GO): protein binding
Source: RefSeq, a predicted model, not a curated record